Molecule: messenger RNA, 688 nt
Organism: Grammomys surdaster
Lineage: Eukaryota; Metazoa; Chordata; Mammalia; Rodentia; Muridae
Gene: Cimip7
Product: chromosome unknown C3orf84 homolog
Exons: 4
Coding region: 73-687 (204 amino acids)
Source: RefSeq, a predicted model, not a curated record
AUUCUCUCUCCUCAGAUGUAGCUUCAAAAGGACAAGAGGAAAGUUUGCCUUUUUGGCUUCCUUCCUGGAAAGAUGCAAGGUGCUUUAAUAGGCUCCUGGCACAACAGUGGCUUCUACGGGCACUACCGAGGUCAAGUCAAAAGUGAAAGUGCUGGAGAAUACCGUCUUGCUGCCAAGCCACCGCCUCCAGCGGUGUUCCUACAGAGAUGUGAGGAGCCUGCAAGACAACAUUUCUUCUCCAAGCACGACAACCGUACUUCCUUCGACAAAGGUCCCUACUGCCUGCUGCAGGGAAUUGGAAGACGGAAAGACCUGGAACGCCUGUGGAAGAGACACACCUUCCUGCGCUGGGCACCCUGCGAGCUGGAAUUGAGCCAGCAGCCGCCUCUGGAAUCAUCCUACCAGACUGAUUUCCGGUCAGGCACAGGACUCACUAGGCUCCCCCAGCGCCUUGUCCAUUUUGUGCAGCUCCAGCCUCCCUAUGCCAAUACCACCUACCAACACAACUUCUGCCAGCCAUCCCGGGGUGGUCACUGUGGUAGCACCAAGGUAAGGCCCCGUGAGCCAGUCACUGAAACACUGCCUGACCUCCCGGGAAUCCCAAAGCCCAAGUUGCUGCAGCACUACCUUCACGCCGGAGUUUCUGAGUGUUUAAACUGGUCCCAAGCAUUAAAAAGGUUCAGCUGAC